CUGUCUUACUUGGGCUCUGCAAUGAGGAAGUUCUCUGCAGCUCAGCUUCCUUUCCCUUGCCGAGUGCCUGAAACAGGAAGUCGGCCAGUGAGCGGUGGCGGCAGCAGCAGCAGCUGGGGCGACUGAGAGGGAACCCACGGGGGUCCAGCGCAGGAGCGCCCAGCUCCCCCGUCGGCGCGGCGUCCGGUCCAGUGGUGAGGCCACCGGGCCCGGCCCCGGGGAGACCCGCGCCCGCCAUGGUCCCCUGCUGGAACCAUGGCAACAUCACCCGCUCCAAGGCAGAGGAGCUGCUCUCCAGGACGGGCAAGGAUGGGAGCUUCCUCGUGCGCGCCAGCGAGUCCAUCUCCCGGGCCUACGCACUCUGUGUGCUGUACCGGAAUUGUGUUUACACUUACAGGAUUCUGCCCAAUGAAGAUGAUAAAUUCACUGUUCAGGCGUCCGAAGGCGUCCCCAUGAGAUUCUUCACCAAGCUGGACCAGCUCAUCGAGUUUUACAAGAAGGAAAACAUGGGUUUGGUGACCCACCUGCAGUAUCCCGUGCCCCUGGAGGAGGAGGACACGGGAGACGAGCCAGAAGAGGAGACAGAAGGGGCCAUGUCUCCACCCGAGCUGCCACCCAGAAACAUCAUCCCUUUAUCUGUGGGGCCAUGCGAGGCUAAGGAGGCCCCUGCUUCCAUGGAGAUCCCUCGAGCUGCCGAGGUCAGCCGGCCGAGCCUCUCAGAGACACUGUUCCAGCGACUGCAGGCCAUGGACACCAGUGGGAUUCCAGAAGAGCAUCUGAAAGCGAUCCAAGAUUAUUUAAGCACUCAGCUCUCCCUGGACUCUGAUUUCGUCAAGUCGGGCUCCAGCAGUCUCCCUCACCUGAAGAAACUGACCGCGCUCCUCUGCAAAGAACUCUAUGGCGAAGUCAUCCGGGCCCUCCCUACUCUGGAGUCUCUGCAGAGGCUGUUUGACCAGCAGCUGUCCCCUGGCCUGCGUCCACGGCCUCAGGUGCCUGGUGAGGCCAGUCCCAUCAACAUGGUGGCCAAGCUCAGCCAACUGACAAGUCUCCUGUCCUCUAUUGAAGACAAGGUCAAGGCCUUGCUGCACGAGGGUCCGGAGUCUCCCCACCGGCGCUCACUCAUCCCUCCGGUCACCUUUGAGGUGAAGGCAGAAUCUCUGGGGAUUCCUCAGAAACUGCAGCUCAAGGUCGAUGUCGAGUCUGGGAAACUGAUCAUUAAGAAAUCCAAGGACAGCUCUGAGGACAAGUUCUACACCCACAAGAAAAUCCUGCAGCUCAUCAAGUCUCAGAAAUUUCUAAACAAGUUGGUGAUCCUGGUGGAAACAGAGAAGGAGAAGACCCUGCGGAAGGAGUACGUUUUUGCUGACUCCAAAAAGAGAGAAGGUUUCUGCCAGCUCCUCCAGCAGAUGAAGAACAAGCACUCGGAGCAGCCGGAGCCCGACAUGAUCACCAUCUUUAUCGGCACCUGGAACAUGGGUAACGCCCCCCCUCCCAAGAAGAUCACGUCCUGGUUUCUCUCCAAGGGGCAGGGAAAGACGCGGGAUGACUCAGCUGAUUAUAUCCCCCAUGACAUCUAUGUGAUCGGGACCCAGGAGGACCCCCUGGGAGAGAAGGAGUGGCUGGAGAUACUCAAACACUCCCUGCAAGAGAUCACCAGCAUGACCUUUAAAACAAUUGCCAUCCACACUCUCUGGAACAUCCGCAUCGUGGUGCUGGCCAAGCCGGAGCACGAGAACCGGAUCAGCCACAUCUGCACUGACAACGUGAAGACGGGCAUCGCCAACACGCUGGGGAACAAGGGAGCCGUGGGGGUGUCGUUCAUGUUCAACGGAACCUCCUUGGGAUUUGUUAACAGCCACCUGACUUCAGGAAGCGAAAAGAAACUCAGGCGAAACCAAAACUAUAUGAAUAUUCUCCGGUUUCUGGCCCUGGGAGACAAGAAGCUGAGUUCCUUUAACAUCACUCACCGCUUCACCCACCUCUUCUGGCUCGGGGAUCUCAACUACCGUGUGGAGCUGCCCACCUGGGAGGCAGAAACCAUCAUUCAGAAGAUCAAGCAGCAGCAGUACGCAGACCUCCUGUCCCAUGACCAGCUGCUCAUGGAGAGGAAGGAGCAGAAGGUUUUCCUGCACUUUGAGGAAGAAGAAAUCACAUUUGCACCCACCUACCGUUUUGAAAGAAUGACUCGGGACAAAUACGCCUACACUAAGCAGAAAGCCACGGGGAUGAAGUACAAUUUGCCCUCCUGGUGUGACCGAGUCCUCUGGAAGUCUUACCCCUUGGUGCACGUGGUGUGUCAGUCCUAUGGUAGCACCAGUGACAUCAUGACCAGUGACCACAGCCCUGUUUUUGCCACAUUUGAGGCAGGAGUCACCUCCCAGUUUGUCUCCAAGAACGGCCCUGGGACCACCGACAGCCAAGGGCAGAUCGAGUUUCUCGGGUGCUACGCCACACUGAAGACCAAGUCCCAGACCAAAUUCUACCUGGAGUUCCACUCCAGCUGCUUGGAGAGUUUUGUCAAGAGUCAGGAAGGAGAAAAUGAAGAAGGAAGCGAAGGGGAGUUGGUGGUGAAGUUUGGUGAGACCCUCCCGAAGCUGAAGCCCAUCAUCUCGGACCCCGAGUACCUGCUGGACCAGCAUAUCCUCAUCAGCAUCAAGUCCUCCGACAGUGACGAAUCCUACGGCGAGGGCUGCAUUGCUCUACGGUUAGAAGCCACGGAAACUCAGCUCCCCAUCUACACACCUCUCACCCACCACGGAGAGAUGACCGGUCACUUCCGGGGGGACAUUAAGCUGCAGACCUCCCAGGGCAAGAUGAGGGAGAAGCUCUACGACUUCGUGAAGACGGAGCGGGAUGAAUCCAGUGGACCCAAGUCCCUGAAAAGCCUUACCAGCCAUGACCCCAUGAAGCAGUGGGAACCUGCCAACAGGGCCCCUCCAUGCAGUGGCUCUGGCAUCACAGAAAUCAUCAACCCCAGCUACAUGGGGGUGGGGAACUUCGGGCACUUGAAGCAGACCCUGUCCCCCGACCAGCAGCCCACUGCCUGGAGCUACGACCCGCCACUCAAGGACUCCGCGCUGGGGCCUGGAAGGGGAGACAGCCCCCCGACGCCACCCUCCCAACCACCCAUAUCACCCAAGAAGUUUACAUCGUCAACUGCAACCCGGGGACCCUGCCUCACUCAGUCAAGGCCUAGCGAUGUGGCGAAGAGUGUGGGGGAACCUUUGCCUCCCGAGGAGCCGCAGCUGACCAAGCCCGAGAUGUUUGAGAACCCCCUGUAUGGGUCUGUGAGCGCAUUCCCGAAGCCGGCUCCCAGGAAAGAGCAGGAGUCCCCAAAGAUGCUGAGGAAGGAGCCCCCGCCCUGCCCGGACCCGGGCAUCAUAUCACCCAGCAUCCUGCUCUCCAAAGUCCAGGAGGCAGAGGGCAGCAAGGGGACCGGCAAGCCGGCGCCCCCGCCCGCCCCCUUCCUCAGCCCCACGCCCCGGGUCCGCUCCUUCACCUGCUCCACCUCCGAGGGCCGCCCGCCGGGCGGGGACAAGAGCCAAGGGAAGCCCAAGGCCCCGGCCGGCUCUCAGGUCCCGGUGCCGGUGCCGGUCAAGAGGCCCAUCAAGCCUUCCAGGUCGGAACUCAGCCAGCAGCCCCUGCCCGCCCAGGGGCAGCGGCCGCCCCUCCCGGUCAAGAGCCCGGCCGUCCUGCACCUGCAGCACUCCAAGGGCCGCGACUACCGCGACAACGCCGAGCUGCCUCACCACGCCAAGUACCGGCCGGAGGACGCACCGCUCAGCCGGACCGCCAUGCAGUGAAGCCCCUGGUGAGCCGCCAGUGAGAUAGGAGCCCAGAGGAGCAACACGAAGCCACUAGGACCCUCUCUCAGGACCGCUGUUCACUCCUCCUACCCAGUUUCCUGCACAGGGCUUCGUGUUUUUCCUGAGAGGGCCUAGCUUCUGUGUGGUCAGCAAGGGGCACUGGCUGUGAAACCUUACUGUCAGCGCUGAAGCUGGAAGCAGCAGCACACCAGAUGGGCACCCAACAACCUGCACAGCGGGGCCCCCAGCUUGAUCUUGGUACUUGGGACCCAGGAGCCUUGUUCCGGCUAGCAUUUUGAAGAAAGGAACUAGAGUGCUGAUUCCUGGGUGGAGAUACAAGUAAUAAUAAUAUUAAUAAUAAUAAUGGUUACAUGUGUGGAGCACUCAGCACCUGCCAGGUACUGUGCUAAGUGCUUUAUGAACAUUACAAGUUGAGUCUUCAGUCAACUAAAACCACAUUCCCAGACCGCCCCACCCCCCUCCAGUUGAAAACAGUAUGUCCUGAGUGGUUUGGAAAAAGCAUUAAAAAUUAAGGCUAGUGCCCUCCUGGAGUGAGGAAGGGCUUGGCCUUUAGGAAGCUCUGAGUGUGUGGUUAAUCUAGGGUACAGUGAACCUGGCCUUGUCUAGCUUCAGUGAUGCAAACUGCUAUAGCGAAAGCCACUGGGAUCCAGCUGAGCCUGUGUGAACAGGGAUCUCUCUGGGUCACCUGAGUUCUUCAGUCAGAAGUAGAAGGAAAAUCAAUUCCUGCUCUCCAGUAAACAGACUUGGCUUCAGCCCAGACUGGCGAUUCCAGGCUUGUACCAAGUCUCCUGUGCCCUCCUCCAGGUGGGCAGGCACCGCUAGGCCAUGGAAUGAGCCACGCCCUGAGCCUUAUCUCAUCGAGCUGAUGGAAAAGUCUUUGCUGUUCCUUAGUUGCUGCAGAAAACCAGCUUUCCCACUUGGCUGCUGGGGAGGGCGGGCCUCUUGGUUCCUAGCCCUCAAAGCAGUCUUUUAUUUCUGAACUCUAUGGCUUUUGGCCCUGCUUCCUUGGUUACUAGGAGAAUGGACUGGUGAUGUUCUUGUGUGUCUGUUGCUUUUUGAUGUAACAAAAUUAAUGUAGGAAACCAAAUCCAGAAGUGUGUAUGAGUUCAGGAGGAUGGGUACGCGUCUCAUAUCCCCACGUGUGUCAGUCUGCGUGACCAAUAAAUUGUGCUUUUCUCAGCUCC
Messenger RNA from Capra hircus (goat), 5011 nucleotides. It is a transcript of the gene INPP5D, whose product is annotated as inositol polyphosphate-5-phosphatase D. Gene Ontology annotation, molecular function: phosphatase activity. The transcript is spliced from 27 exons. Gene Ontology annotation, biological process: phosphatidylinositol dephosphorylation. Bases 237 to 3803 code for a protein of 1188 amino acids. Lineage: Eukaryota; Metazoa; Chordata; Mammalia; Artiodactyla; Bovidae. The record is from RefSeq and is a predicted model, not a curated record.